AGUUUCCUUUGUUUAAUGAAGAUCUGAAGCACUGGAAGUGUGAUAUUUUAGUUGUUCGUCGGAUUAACCCGGCAACAAGUUUGAAAAUUCUUAGUGAUUGUAAUUCUUUUUGAAGAAAAAACAUGCCUCAAAUGGUCGGACCAGAAAAAACACUCCUAAUUGUCAAAAUGUGUUUAGCAGUAGUGUUCCUUUUUGGUGGAGCUUUUGGUUUUUUCUAUUUUCUAUACAGAAAUAGCUACAAUGCAUCUGGAUGGUGUCUGCUAACAGAGAUAGCUGCUGCGACUAUUCUUCAAUUCAAUGCUAAGUAUCUCAGGAACCAGCUUCAUGCCAAAUACUCUGCGUCUGUGAUGCAAGCUUUAAAAUUCCUGACUGGUCUAGCGGCAGUAGCAGGGACCGUCUCUGGAAUUGUGUUUAUUGUUCUAGCAGUUAAAGAUCCAUUCGAGCAUUUUACGAUAACAAGCUUUUAUAUGGCUGCAAUUACUGCAUUUGUGUCUGCUGUUUGGAUGAUAAUUCUAUGCUUGGAUUGCCACAAAUUUGAAAGAAUAUUAUUAAAUCCAACAAUAAGUGUAAUAAACUGAAAUGUACUUCAUAUUAUAUCUUGAAUGACUGUGAUUUGUCAAUGUAUGAUAUAUUUAUUAAAAAA
Messenger RNA from Uloborus diversus, 643 nucleotides. RefSeq lists its product as uncharacterized. The transcript has 4 exons. The record is from RefSeq and is a predicted model, not a curated record. Lineage: Eukaryota; Metazoa; Arthropoda; Arachnida; Araneae; Uloboridae. The coding region runs from base 123 to 578 and encodes 151 amino acids.